This is a messenger RNA of Zea mays, 1043 nucleotides long. The record is from RefSeq and is a predicted model, not a curated record. NCBI's taxonomy places the organism in Eukaryota, Viridiplantae, Streptophyta, Magnoliopsida, Poales, Poaceae.
UGACGUUCUCAUGAAUUAUGAUGCAAGGUAAACAUUUGACUGGACUGACAAAAGUGCAUUCCGUUGCAUGUGCGGCAAUUCCGUACAGACUGCUGCCGUUCAGCUUCACGUCAACUGAUUAUUAUCCUUUUCAUGACCGGAUACUGAAUGUGGCGGCCCCGGUGUAAUGUGGCCAUAAAACGCGUUAAAACCAACCGUUUCUAGACACGGCCUUUGUGCUGCUGGCCUGCUGCUGCUUGUUCUUCCUGUUCACCUUCCUCCUCCUCCCUAUAAAUUUGACUAGAAUGCAACCAAUCCUUGGUCAUGUUCUCUGGCAAACACACACACACACACACACACACACACACACACACACACACACACACACAUCGUUUGCUGUUGCAACAAAGCUCUACACGGGAAGACAGGCUGCUUCUUUCUUGCAGUCUCUGGUCCAGAAGCCUGAAGAAAUGGCGUCACCCAACGUCACAUUCCUUGCCUUCUUCGUGGCCCUCGCACUAUCGGCGCUUCACACCGACGCAGCGGCGGCGGCAGAAACCUUGCACCAUAGGAGCGACACAUGGUGCGUGGCCAAGCCGUCGACGCAGGAGGCGGCGCUGCGGGGCAACCUGGAGUUCGCCUGCUCCGAGAGCGACUGCGGCGCCAUCCAGGGCACCGGCGGCUGCGCCCAGCCCGACAGCCUGCUGUCGCGGGCGUCGGUGGCCAUGAACGCCUACUACCAGGCCCGGGGGAGGAACUCGUGGAACUGCUUCUUCAACGGCACCGGCAUAAUCACCAUCACUGACCCCAGCCUUGGCACCUGCAAAUAUGCUUGACACGACGGGCUGCUCUGCUGCUGCUGUGCUCAACGGACGAUGAAUAAGGCUGUAGGGGAAUGAUGCAUCUUUUCCUUCUCUUUGUUUUGUUAUUGUGUCUGUGUGAGUGAGCAGGGAGUAUCCUUGCAGAACCAACCAGUAUCAUGUCUGAGCACUGUAGAGAGAAUUUCCGUGCUUUUAUUUCCCAAAUACAGUUCUACUCCAGGCCAGUGGCUGGAGGGGAGUUUA